AUGAAAGGCGAUCGAUUAUCCGAUAUGCAACACAAUGGCCCUCAAAACGGAAUUUGUAAGGAAAAUGGAUCUAGGGCAUUCAAGCUUGUUCUUAUCUGUGUAACUGGUAAUUACAACGGUGAGGGUAACUUGACAGCUGCAGCAGAGACAACAGCAAGCAGAAACACCAUCAAGCAGAAACACCACCAAGCAGAAACACCAAGCAGAAACACCAAGCAGAAACACCAAGCAGAAACACCAAGCAGAAACACCAAGCAGAAACACCAAGCAGAAACACCAAGCAGAAACACCAAGCAGAAACACCAAGCAGAAACACCAAGCAGAAACACCAUCAAGCAGAAACACCAUCAAGCAGAAACACCAUCAAGCAGAAACACCACCAAGCAGAAACACCACCAAGCAGAAACACCAUCAAGCAGAAACACCAUCAAGCAGAAACACCAAGCAGAAACACCACCAAGCAGAAACACCACCAAGCAGAAACACCACCAAGCAGAAACACCACCAAGCAGAAACACCACCAAGCAGAAACACCACCAAGCAGAAACACCACCAAGCAGAAACACCACCAAGCAGAAACACCACCAAGCAACACCACCAAGCAGAAACACCACCAAGCAGAAACACCAAGCAGAAACACCAUCAAGCAGAAACACCAUCAAGCAGAAACACCAUCAAGCAGAAACACCAUCAAGCAGAAACACCAUCAAGCAGAAACACCAUCAAGCAGAAACACCAAGCAGAAACACCAAGCAGAAACAUCAAGCAGAAACACCAUCAAGCAGAAACACCAUCAAGCAGAAACACCAUCAAGCAGAAACACCAUCAAGCAGAAACACCAUCAAGCAGAAACACCAUCAAGCAGAAACACCAUCAAGCAGAAACACCAUCAAGCAGAAACACCAUCAAGCAGAAACACCAAGCAGAAACAUCAAGCAGAAACACCAAGCAGAAACACCAAGCAGAAACACCAAGCAGAAACACCAUCAAGCAGAAACACACAAUAUAGACAAGAGUUGUGGACAGGAAAACACCAAGUAG
This is a messenger RNA of Procambarus clarkii (red swamp crayfish), 1041 nucleotides long. The record is from RefSeq and is a predicted model, not a curated record. Lineage: Eukaryota; Metazoa; Arthropoda; Malacostraca; Decapoda; Cambaridae.